UGAUCCAAUCCCAAGCAAACUGAAAGACAAAUAGAAUUGUAGAAGACUGUGGGUAUGGGUGUUACGGGUUUCGUACCUAGUGUCUUGUUAUGAAGUUUAUGUUAUAGAAAUGGAAGGUUAUCCAUCUCUGUUUGUGCCAAGUGAGACAGCAGCCGGAGGUGGAGGAAGUACGGUACCGGGUUUGGGUUUUUGUCCGGGAAAGGGCACAAAUCCAAUAUUUACGACCGAUGAAGGUGUACCCCGCAAAACCCUGAGUGGUACUGCUAUGAAUGAGCCCUUUUAUCUCUUGAGGGAAUUGCCAGCCAAUACAGAACUUACAGGAAGCACUAACCUCAUCACAUAUUACAACCUGGAGCACACAUUCAACAAAUUUUGUGGUAAGAAAGUGAAAGAUAAACUCAGCAACUUCCUGCCAGACUUGCCAGGAAUGAUUGACAUGCCAGGGACACAUGACAACAGCAGUCUGCGCUCACUCAUAGAGAAGCCCCCAAUCUGUGGCAACUCCUUCAACCCUUUGACAGGAAAUAUGCUGACAGGCUUCAGACUUCAUGCUGGUCCGCUUCCUGAACAAUACCGGCUCAUGCACAUCCAACCUCCAAAGAAGAAGAACAAACAUAAGCACAAACAGAACCGGACGCAGGAUCCAGUACCACCAGAAACCCCUUCAGAUUCUGACCAUAAAAAGAAAAAGAAGAAGAAAGAUGAUGAUCCAGAGCGCAAGAAGAAAAAGAAGGAAAAGAAAAAAAAGAAGGUAAUAGUAUUGCUAUAGAGUGGCAGUGACUCU
Messenger RNA from Protopterus annectens (West African lungfish), 784 nucleotides. RefSeq names its product mediator complex subunit 19 (gene MED19). NCBI's taxonomy places the organism in Eukaryota, Metazoa, Chordata, Ceratodontiformes, Protopteridae. Gene Ontology annotation, cellular component: mediator complex. The transcript has 5 exons. Gene Ontology annotation, molecular function: transcription factor binding; transcription coregulator activity. Bases 110 to 769 code for a protein of 219 amino acids. Gene Ontology annotation, biological process: positive regulation of transcription by RNA polymerase II. The record is from RefSeq and is a predicted model, not a curated record.